Colletotrichum orchidophilum is the source of this 798-nucleotide messenger RNA. RefSeq names its product WW domain binding protein 11. Bases 1 to 798 code for a protein of 265 amino acids. Lineage: Eukaryota; Fungi; Ascomycota; Sordariomycetes; Glomerellales; Glomerellaceae. The record is from RefSeq and is a predicted model, not a curated record. Gene Ontology annotation, biological process: RNA processing. The transcript is spliced from 2 exons.
AUGCCGAAAGAAAAGAAUUACAACCCAGUCCAAGCUCAGCGCAAGGCUGAUAAAGCGAAAGCAAUCAAGAAAGGCAAGGCCGAAGUCCAGGGCCGUCGCAAUGAGAAGCUCGCACGCCGCAACCCCGAAAGAUUUCAGAAACAAAUCGACGACCUCAAGGGUAUCACGACAAACGGAGGAAAGCUUUCGCGCCACGAAGAGCAGGUCCUCGAGGGCCUCGAGAAAGAGCUACGCGCAGUGAAGAAGGCGCGCGAAGCGCUCGGCGACAAAGCACCCACGUUCAGCCGCGUUUACAACCGCGAUGGCGAUUCUUCUGGAGGAGUCCUCGGAAAGCGGAGACGGGAUAACGACGAACUGACCAGCGAUGAGGACGUCCCCGACGACGUCAAGCGGAUACCCAUGCCGAGAGAUACACCGCCGCCGAUUCCAAAACAAGUGAUGGACCGGUGGUACGCAAAGAGACGCGCUAGGAGGCAAGCAGAACAGGCAGAGAGGGAGCCACCAGAGGAGAGGGAGACGGAGAAGGAGAGAAAGCUUGCAGCGCCAGAACCUAAGACCGUAUACGAAGCAAAGCCGAUGGUUCGAAAUCUUACAAAGGAAGCUGUUACUGCUUUCGUGCCUACUCAUGUAAAAAUGAAGUUGGACAAAGGCAAGGGUCAAGGCGGCUUAAUGGAGCCUGAAGAGGCGGAUCGGCUGGAGCAGGAAGGCUACCUACAGACAACCGCGUCUCUCGGGGAAUCAGAGAGCACUGUGUCCCGCAAGGUCAUGGUGGAGGAAGUGGAGGAUGAAGAUGUCUGA